UUAAUUAUCAUAAUGUCAUUUAGUUUAUAUAUUGAAUUAUUGUCACGUCUAAAUGGUCAAUAGGUUGCUUUUUAUUUUUAUUUUUGUUUCCAAGUGUGUACUACGGAUGUACUCCAGUUUGACGGAGCUCCACUAAUAUUUGAUGAUGUUGCACCAAAACAGUUUCAUGUUGCACUAGACAAGUGUAAUACGGAAACUUAAGAAGUAUUUACAAAAAUGUCACCGUACUAAAUUGCAUAUUUUAGUGCAGCAUGAUGUGUCUUUUACUGCAAUUUAGUUGAAUCUAACGACUUAGAUUCAUUCUCAUUUCUCACCUAAAGGUUUCUUCUUAUUUGAACCUCACCAUAUAUAUAUAUAUAUAUAUAUAUAUAUAUAUAGAUUUAGAUUCUAAUGAGAACACUCCUUAAAAUGAGAUGUGAGAACAAAUCCAGGCCAUCAAAAAUCUCAGGCAGAUCAUCGAUCGAUUAACUGGCAGCGAAGGCUAUUUUAGUCUCUAUCAAAAAGCACCGUUUUUGUAACCGACUCUGGAGUAAUUCGUUCGUCCGAGGCAUUGAUGGAAGGAAUAACUUCCAUCUUAUUUGAUUUUAUUUCUUACGUGAAUUAGGUUAUCCAAUUAUAGAAACAACAUCUUUUUCCUUUUUUUGAAACUCUUCUUCGUUCUUCAUAGCGUCUUGCUCGACGAUCGUCUUGGCCUCCAUUUGGAAGGUGUCGCGUGUGUACUGUACGAUGAAGGAAGCCAUGGAACCAGGUUUUUAUCUUCCAAAUUUACGUUUCUACUAUAAUUUUGAUCUACGUAUGUAUUAUAAUUGUUGAGAUCAUGUUUUGUAUAAAACAUGUUUCCGUGUAAUACAUGACUUCUUACAGUAAAAAAUAAUCUUUUAUAACAAGAAAUAUUAACUCGUUUUGUAUUCUGUAUUGGAUUUUAGUUUCACACGUUUCACUAGUUCAUGCAUAUGUUGCAUGCAUGAGAUGCACAUCUACAACUAUUUUUUGUCUUUUACCGUAGGAGAAUCAAGUCAUUGUGAAAUUUCUCCCGGUAUGACUAAGUAUUGGAUUCCAGAAUGUCAAAGUGAUAGGAAGCCCGCUGUUGGUAUGGUAUUCACUAGUUUACAACAUGGUAUUGAUUUCUACAAUGAAUAUGCAUCUUUAUGCGGCUUUGAUCCCCGGCUUCAUUCCCAAAGGAAGCACAAAUCUGGUUUGAUUUUAUUCAAAUAUGUUGUUUGUAAUCGUCAAGGUUUUAAACCUGACAAGGUUGUGCAGAAUGAAGGGACUAUUCCCACUGUUGAUGAUUUAUUUCAAAAUGCUAAUCUGGAAAAUACUCUUGAUCCAUGCAUGGAUAAUUCUGAUAUUGAUGAUAAUGUGUCAUUGUGUGUGGAAGAUUCUGAUCUCACGUCACCCGCACCUUCAAAUCACUGCACUUUAGACGAUGAGUCAAAUAAAAGGCGUCGUGUAUCUACCAGAAAUGGUUGCAAAGCAUGUGUUGUGUUUAAAUAUUGUGGGUAUGGUCGUUACUUUGUAUUUAAGUUUGAAGAACGUCACUGUCAUCGUAUGCUUGAAGAAAUGCAUAAACAAUUCCUUAAGGUGAAUAGAAACCUUGAUUUUGGUCAUAAGAAAUUCAUCAUCAAUUGUGCUAAAGCAAACAUUGGUCCGAUGAAGUCUUAUAAACUCUUUAAGGAGUCAGUAGGUGGAUAUAGCAACAUUGGUGCAACUGCUGUCGAUUUCAAAAAUUUCAAACGAGAUCUUAGGGCAUACAUUGAGGGUGUUGAUGCACAGAUGUUGAUUGAUAAGCUAUUUCGGAAGGUUGAAGUGUGCUCUUCAUUUUUCUUUGAUUAUGACGUGGAUGAGAAUGAUCAGUUGACCAAGAUUUUUUGGGCGGAUCCAAUUUGUAGGCGAAAUUAUUCUUAUUUUGGAGACGUGGUUUCUUUUGAUGCGACGUUCCGUACGAACAGGUAUAAUUUGGUUUUUGUGCCAUUCACCGGUGUUGACAAUCACAAAAAGUGUGUCACUUUUGCUGCUGGUUUAUUGUCAAAAGAAGAUGUAGAGUCAUACGUCUGGCUUGUAUCACGGUUUAUUGAUGCAAUGGGUAGUGUACCAAUGUGCGUAAUAACGGAUCAAGAUCCAGCCAUGCGCAUUGCUAUUCAGAAGGUAAUUCCUAAUGUAAAACAUCGUUAUUGCAUGUGGCAUAUAAUGAACAAGUUGACUACUAAAGUGGGCCCUGUGCUUAGUAAGGAUGUUGAUUUUUUGACAAGGAUUAAUAGUGUUGUUUGGAGUAACUACCUUGAGCCUUCUGUUUUUGAGGAAAAAUGGAAAUCUGUUAUGACCGAUUAUGACCUCUUGGAGCACCAAUGGUUUGUUGACUUGUUUAAUCUUCGCAAGUUUUGGAUACCUUCUUAUUUUAGGGAUUUGUUCAUGGCUGGUUUGCUUCGAACAACGUCACGGUCAGAAAGUGAAAAUAAUUUCUUCGGUGAGUUUACUAACCCUCACUUUAGUCUCAUUGAAUUUUACAUGCAAUUUGAAAGUGCAAUGGAUGCUCAACGGCAUAAUAAUGAUAAGCUAAAUUCAAGUUCUGAUGCGUACAUUCCUGUUUUUAAGACUCCCCUAGCCAUUGAAAAGCAUGCUUCAGAGAUGUAUACGGUAACAAUUUUUUAUUUAGUGCAAGAGGAGAUUGCAUCAGCUUGUUUUAGUUGUCAUGUGCUUAAUGUGCAUGAGAAUGAAGAGAAUGUGGAGUAUGUAAUUAAAGAUGAUCAUGGUAUGACAUUCAAGGUACAAUUCAAUGUUUCUGAUGUCAAAGCGUUUUGUGAGUGCAAAUAUUUUCUCCGAAUGGGGUUGGUUUGUAGGCACAUGUUCGUUGCUUUCAAAUAUUUGAAGCUUACUACUAUUCCUCAUCAUUAUGUCGUAUCUCGAUGGUGUAAGAAACGUCUUCUGAAACCUGUACAUGGUAUAGGAGAUGUUGUUGUUCAACAGUGCAUUGAAAUUGAAGAGAAGAAAAAACUUUUGCACCAUGUGUGGUCUGAUUUGCACUCUUGUGUUGCUCUAGCUGAAAAAGAUGCAACGAGAUUAAAACAAUUUGCAACUGUUAUUAGGCAUCAAAAGAAUGAGCUUAUGUCGGCAGACCGGACUGAUUCAGUUCCCACAACCAAGGAUUCCAUGAUUCAGGAUUUUUAUGGAGCUAGUACGCCUGCUGAAGUUAGUGUGUUUCCUCCUCAAAAGGCCAAGAAUAAAGGAUCUGGUCGGAGAAUAAAAGGUGCACGGGAGGCGUCAAUUGAAGAAAAUAAGAAACCAAAGAGAUUGUGUAGGUCAUGUAAUGAAAUGUGUAAUCAUGAUAGUAGAAAUUGUCCUUUAAACAAAAACAAAUAAGUUGAACAAUGUCAUUUUAAUUCUUAUUUUAUAUUGAUUAAUCAUUUCUCUUUUUACUUUUUUUAACUCUUUAUAUGUAACGUUAGAACGUUUAUCCAGAUAAUAUUGAAUUGUUAAGUGAAUGUGCACAUUUGCA
Messenger RNA from Cuscuta epithymum, 3493 nucleotides. The record is from the annotation of a GenBank genome assembly. NCBI's taxonomy places the organism in Eukaryota, Viridiplantae, Streptophyta, Magnoliopsida, Solanales, Convolvulaceae.